GCGCUCUCGCGCCCACGCGCCCACUCACCCGCCCGCCGGCACUCCCGGGAAGUCUCGCGAUGUCGUAGCCGGGUGCUCCCGCUGCGGGAGGCUCUGGCUGUUGCUGUGGUUGCCUGAGUUGCUGCUGCGGCGGUCGCGGCAGUGCUGGUGGAGGUGUCGGCCCUUGGGCGGAUGUUGACAUUGUGUUGUUGUUAUUGCUGACGGUAAUGGCGGCGGCGGCGCCGACGGCCAGGACCCCAUCUCUGUAGCUGAAGCCGAGAGAGCACAGAACGAACUCCGCGGCCUCGGAGCCCGCGGCAGCGACUCCCCUCAGCCUUCGCCGCCUCGCCAGCCCGUAUCUCGGCCUCAGCCUCUGGACAGGCCCCUUCGGUCCGGGGGUCUCGGAGUCUCAGGAUGGCGGAUUUCGACGAGAUCUAUGAGGAGGAGGAGGACGAGGAGCGGGCCCUGGAAGAGCAGCUGCUCAAGUACUCGCCGGACCCGGUGGUGGUCCGCGGCUCCGGUCACGUCACCGUAUUUGGACUGAGCAACAAAUUUGAAUCAGAAUUCCCCUCUUCAUUAACUGGAAAAGUAGCUCCUGAAGAAUUUAAAGCCAGCAUCAACAGAGUUAACAGUUGUCUUAAGAAGAAUCUUCCUGUUAAUGUACGUUGGCUACUUUGUGGCUGCCUUUGUUGCUGCUGCACUUUAGGUUGCAGUAUGUGGCCAGUUAUUUGCCUCAGUAAAAGAACACGAAGAUCGAUUGAGAAGUUAUUAGAAUGGGAAAACAAUAGGUUAUACCACAAGCUGUGCUUGCACUGGAGACUGAGCAAAAGGAAAUGUGAAACGAAUAACAUGAUGGAAUAUGUCAUCCUCAUAGAAUUUUUACCAAAGACACCGAUUUUUCGACCAGAUUAGCAUUUACUUUAUUUAUAGAGACUUUCCAAGUAUGUUGUCUUUCCAAUGGUGCCUUGCUUGGUGCUCUCCUGGUGGUGACAUAACAUUGGUUCUACAGAAUCGUGUGGUGUUUUUUUUCUGUUUUUUUUUUUUUUUUUUAAAUAACCGCAUGUUCUAAGUGUGCAUUUUUGUCAAACUUUGCAACAGUUAUUUCAUACAGAUGUUUAAUACUUAAGUUAUUGUGCUCUUUUCUGUUAUGUAUUCUGAUUUUCAAGGAUUACUUUUUUGUAUUAUCAAAAGAAAAAUACAUUUGAACUUAGCAUAAAAAGUGGCCAGCUUUUUUAUUUUACCACCAAGGUAUACACAGUCCUUUAUUUAUUAAUUCCUUAAUAUAGAAAAAGACCUUUGUAAGGCUCUACUUAUCUAUCAUUCUAGCAAGCACACUCUGUAUUAUUUCUCUUGCUUUUUAAAUUUAUUGUCAUUAUUUUAAAAUAGUGUUUUCUUUCAUAGCUUUUUGAACCAUAACAUAUUCCUUCUCAUACAAUUCCUAAUGCUAUGUUUACAGCAGAAAUAUCUGUAACAUUAUAAAGACCUGUCAAAUAUUUUGAAAGUAUUUCCGUCUACAAAAGUCGUAAGGCAGGAUUAAAUUAUUUUCAUUAGAAUAGACAAAUCAGUGAAUGGUAUGCAUGCAUCUAAUGUUUACUAGAGCUCAGGAUCACAAAACAUAGUAGCAUUGCAAUCUGUAUAUUUUUGAUCAAGGUAUUAAUUUAAUGGCCUUAUUUGGGUUAUUUUUUAUUGUUUUAUCAAAUCUUAUGUACAAAAGUGUAGGAAUACUAGAAAUACUCCUUUAAAAAAUUUCUAAGGAAACUGUCUCUCAAUCUAACAGCAAUUGUAGAAUGCGUAUGUUUCUGAAAAGUUUUAGAAAGAAAACAAACAUUAUAGAAUUAAACUGAUGUUUAAUAUCCCAUUGGUAUUUAAAACAGAUUAUUCCUAAGAAAUGGAGGGCAUAUCUAGUACUGUUUUAAUCCACUAGUUUGCUUUCAGUCCAGUUAUGUAUACUUUUCUGAUUAAGAGUAUGAUACACAAGUUUGAGUCAGAUCAUUUUGUUUCUUUAAAAUAUGUACAGGCAUACAUUUUUUUUUUUCUGCUCCUUUUGGUUGUACAUAUCUCCAUGCAUUUUAAAACUUUCUAAAUUUCUGAAUGGCCUAUGUGUAAAUUUUUGUUUUUAUAAACCUUGAAAUUAUACAAAUUUUGUGUGUGUAUACAACAUGUUCCAUAUAGCUGUGGUAUCGAGCAAUAAUGUGAAUAACUUUUGAAAUUAUAUAAACUAUGCUUAAUUUGUAUUAAGAAUUGGUACCACUAUAUAAUACUUUUCCUUGUAUUAAAUCUUUUAAAUACCAGUUUCAUUAAUUUAUAUACCUGUAUUUUUAAAAACUGUUUCUUUGUACUUCUCCAAAGUACUGUAAUUCUAUGUGAAUUUGAAUAAUUUAAUGACAUAUCCUAUCAUAUAUUAGGAACUAUCUUAAAAAUUAGGGUUUUUGGAGAGGGGUGCGUCCUGAGAUUUAUUUGUUUCCUUUGCUUCCCAAAACAUCAACUUGAAUUUAUAAAACACUUUUCCUGUGAAGAGCUCAAAGUACAGAGAAUUCGUACACUUCUCAUUUUAUUUACCUUGUGUCUUGGAUAUGUCCUAUCACCUUAAAGUAGUGCAAAUUAAAAGAUAAUGCUAUUCAGAAA
Molecule: messenger RNA, 2604 nt
Organism: Capra hircus (goat)
Lineage: Eukaryota; Metazoa; Chordata; Mammalia; Artiodactyla; Bovidae
Gene: CHIC2
Product: cysteine rich hydrophobic domain 2
Exons: 6
Coding region: 394-891 (165 amino acids)
Source: RefSeq, a predicted model, not a curated record